ACUCUUGAAAUAAUUGUCAGUUACUAACUUAGAAAAUUGUCAAGGAGCUUUUGUUCUGCAACUGACAAAUAAUAGUGUUUCAAAUUCUCCUCAUUUGUGUGCAAUUGUGCGGCUAAUCGUGAUUAAGUUGACAGUGGUUUUAUUCAGUUGUUGCCAAGUGGUAACACAACAAGAAUAAGGAUUGUAAUGCUAUGAAGUGGCUUGUCAUUAACAAAUAAGAAUUUUGCCAGAGAGAAGUGACACUGCUAAAAACUUAGAGCAAUGUGCACUGCAACAACAACCUGCAUUACAAAGAACUUCAGAUGGGAGCAGCUAAAGUUGUGGGUGGUGGGGCAAGUCAUUGCUUUCUGUACUGGCUCAAUUUAGCUCAGUUUGUCAGCCAGUAAAAAUCAGAUUUGUGUGUUUUAGUUUCUUUUGUACUUUGCGUGCUUUGCUUUUCAGCUUUUCAGUUCCAUUGUUGACAUGAUCAAACUGUGCAAGCAGCAGUUGAUUCAAUGAAUGUAACCAUGUAAUCCACAUCAAUGUUAAAUGUUUGUUGGGUAGUUGUUGUUUGUAUAUGGUGCUACUUGGGUGGCAGCCACAGUAGAAAUCUCUCUGUGACGAAAAUGUGUUAAAAGUUGAGGUAAAAACAUGGUGUGCUGUGGAAUUAUUAUUCCCAUCCUGAUCACAAAUUUAUCUUCUCCCCUUAAACAAUAUCUUUAGUAAACAUCCAUUUCCUCAACUCUUGUAGUGUAGAUAGGGAAUCAGGUCCAUUUUUUCAACCACAAAUGAAGUGUUGGCAGAUUUCUUGGUCAACAGCCUUGCAAGAAAGACAACAGUCACAGUGUUACAUUCUGCACAGUGAAUCUAUGUAAGAUGUGAGGAGUUGUAAAAUACCAUUAAUACUUUGUUGUUGUUGCCAACAGUUACAUGCAAACUUUCCCUAAGGCACCAGUGAAAUUUCGGUGCGAAAAAAAACGGUCGCGGCGCGUUCUCCGAAUUGUCUGAGUGGCUGGCCUCCGCCGUGGCCCCACUCAUUUCUCAUCCACAGUUCUGUGAGGACCUGGAUGAUUGAUACGGUAAUCCGCUGUUUCGCGCUUGAUGGGUUCCAGCACAAGCGGUUGCUGGUCGGCCGUGUUCGGGAUGCAGAGCUCCGUGCUCUGCAGCCUCGGUGUGUGCAACUAUUUGUGCACAGACGAGAUCGGAAUACGUAACGAACUGCGCGUUAUUUUGUUUACUAGCAAAUCGCUGACAGUCAUUUGAAAAGCGAAGUGGUCAAUUCGACAGCAGACACCAGUAUGGAGGUUUUAGUGGUUUUCUGCCCCUCAGGAUUUCCAGAAUCUGAAACUUUGACGUUGCUGUGCGCUGUAAUUCUCAGAAAUGUCGUGGGAUUCUUCGAGGCGGCGCAGGAGCCGAAGUGUACACGGAAGCUCCUCAUCACGUCUCCGUAUGGACUCUUAUAGCUCUUCGAGUCGAAGUAAUCGUGCCAGAGCAUCAACUCCGAGAAAGAGAGAACUGGACAAAGUAAUGAAGAAAGCUCGCCGUGAUGGACCAAAUCAGAGCAGUUACUGGAACAAGAAAUUGCUUGAAGUUGAAGAAAAGGAUCCAAACAGAUGGCGACAUAGUGGAUUCAAGGAGCUGUAUGGUGGUGGAAGUUCUCCACAUGGUAGUACUAAAAGGUCUCGUUCGCGGUCUCGUACACGUUCACCGCGUCGACCUCGAAGUCGGAGCAGAGACCGGCGAGCUCCCAGUGGAGGGCGAGCGAGAUCUCCUCUGCCGCCCGUGUCACGUCUCCGAUCGAGAUCGCGUUCACGUUCUCGUGACCGCUCUCGUCGUCCCCACACUCCCCCACCAUCUUCAUCACAAAGGCUGAGGAGCAGUUCUGCUCGCAGAACCUCACCGCCGAGAAGGGCACGUAGUCCAAAACCUACGUCGGUGUCGCCUAGCUCCCGAUCUGUUUCCAGCUGUUCUGAUGAAUCUUGUUCAGUAUGUUCUCCAAAGUCUCGCAAACGUCCAGCUGCACCACGAGGACCACCAACACCCAGGUCGAGAUCACGUUCAUUUUCUGUACCACGGAAUCGACCUGCUCGAUCUCCUCCACCAAGGCGUCUCGGACGUGAAAGGUCCGGACCACCGAUGGAUCCGCGUGGACCGCCGCCCAGUCCUCCUCCUAUUGUGCGCAAAACGUUGAAGGAGAGGAAGAAAGAACGAGAGAGAGCUAAAAGUGGCAGUUCCAAGAAACGAAAGAGCAGCACAAAAGAUCGAAGUAAGCGACGUCGCUCAGGCACCAAGACUGAGGAACGAGGGAGAAGCUUGAGUCCAUUAGGACCCAGACGCCGCCCACUUCCUGGUGGUGGUGCAUCAUCACCUGCACCGUCGUGCCACUCGGAUGACAGUUCUGCCGCUUCGUCGGGCAGCUCUGGUGGUGCGGAAGCACCUCGUCUCACCCUCUCCGAACGAUUUGGCAAAAUGGCGCAAUGGUCUGUCGACCGAAGAGAUCUGGACGGUGUUCGAAAUAUGCGCAUCACUAAGGACGCCGCGGGACAAGAUCUCAAGGUGGUGAUAGAGGGUGAGAGGUACCGCACUGCCAGUGGGGCUCCCCUGAGCCCGUCAGAGGAAUACUUCAUGCCAGCACCCUCGUCACUGGCAGACCUCGCGUGGGAUGAUGUGCGAGUGCGCUACAAGUACUACAAAGAGCGCGGGUACCUGCGGGACUUGUCUCUCGACGAUUACAUAAAAUGGGAGGAAUGGUGGUACAAGUAUCAGGAAUGGCUUGAAGCAGAACGCUAUUAUGAACAUUGGGCAGCUCUCGAAGCAUCUCGUAGCCGCAAAGGGUGGGGUGGUGGCAGCAGCAGUUCUAGGAAACGCCGUCGCUUGUAAUUACAUGUUUCCCUUGGCGCAGGGUGUUCUUUGCCAAGUGAGGAGAGUGCCAGUCUUUUGGAGGUUUCUGACAGUUUUGCGCUGCUUUGGAUGGGAUACUGCCCUUCUGUACAGCACUCGCUGGUAGAAAAUAGUUUUAGGAUUCCUGGAAUUGUAUAAGGGUUGUGUGCACUGUACAGUAUUGAAAGCGAAAGCUGAAGUGUGUAAUGAAUACUAAAUCGUAGAUUUUUAUUUAUAUAUUGGUGUCUGACUAAUCGUGGAAAGAAUUUUUUAGUAGAGUCAUUCCUGCAAAUAUUGCUGAGCUCUUGUCUAUUUGCUUGCUCUAAAUUAUGUAUCAGUAUUUACAUAGAAGAAAAUGUUAAAAUCCAGUAUGCUGUCCACUAUGGACAUUUUUAAUAUUGUCUUUGGCUGGAGAUUCUUUGUGUCUGUAAUAUUUCUCUUGUCUGUCAGUCUUAAUUUGUGUGUACUUAAGAUAAAAUCAGUGUCAUUCUA
Schistocerca nitens (vagrant locust) is the source of this 3351-nucleotide messenger RNA. Its product is annotated as splicing factor, arginine/serine-rich 19-like. The record is from RefSeq and is a predicted model, not a curated record. Lineage: Eukaryota; Metazoa; Arthropoda; Insecta; Orthoptera; Acrididae. The transcript is spliced from 11 exons. The coding region runs from base 1360 to 2859 and encodes 499 amino acids.